Rhagoletis zephyria (snowberry fruit fly) is the source of this 1259-nucleotide messenger RNA. RefSeq lists its product as uncharacterized. Lineage: Eukaryota; Metazoa; Arthropoda; Insecta; Diptera; Tephritidae. The record is from RefSeq and is a predicted model, not a curated record. Gene Ontology annotation, molecular function: catalytic activity.
UGAUGGCUAUGGGGAUGUAGCUGUUGGAUUUAGGAAAAAUAUAAGAUAUGAAGGAAUAAUAUAUAAUACUGUUCAUGAUAUUAUUAUUGCUAGCACUUUGAGUUUAGAUGAGAAUUUUGUCAUCUGCUAUGCUUAUUUUUCCCCUAGUAUUAAUUCUAGUAUUUUUGGUUAGUAAAGUGGUUAUGAGAUUAAUAGACUUCUAUCUUUUUUUGGCAAAAUUUAAUAACUUACUCAUUUUGGGUGAUUUCAAUGCAAAAAAUAGGGUUUGGGGUGAAAGUGUUGGUAAUUUUGAAGGUAAGCUUAUUUUUAAUGAAAUUAGAAAAGUGGGUUUUAUGUGUCUUAAUGAUGAUACAAAUACUUUUUCAGAAGCUAGAAACAAUUCUUUUGUUGAAUCUGUUUUGGACUUAUCCUUUACCAAUUCUCACUUCAAUAUUUUAUGGAGUUGUAGUCCUGCGUAUGUGGGGGGUAGUCACCAUCACCCAAUAUCUAUUGUUAUAGAGGGAAUCAAAAGAGUUUCUCGGCCUUUUAUUUGCAAAUACAAACAUAUGAAAGCUUUAUCGUCCAUUCAAGGUACUUGUGAUUCGGGGGAUGUUGUUGUGGCUAUUAAGCAAGAAAUUUCAAAGGCUACUGUUGAUUUAAAUACUGUAAAAUUUACUCCUAAAGAGUGGUGGAAUAAGGAUUUAAGAAGGAUGUAUCGUAGGUUAUUGGCUAGUAGGAAAAAGAGAUUAAUUUGUAGAAUUGAGGAUAUGGAUCUUGCGUGUGUGAGAGCUGAGGAAUGGAAAAAAGCGGUUAAGGGUGGUAAAAGUAGAAGUUUUAAAGAAAGAAUUUAUGAAUUGAAUUCUUGCCCUAACUCCAGGGAGGCUUGGAGAUUGGUAAAUAACAUUAAAGGUAGUAAAUAUAAAAACGUUGAAUGGAUAAGAGAUGACAAUGAAAGAUAUUUAAAUUUUCUCAAAGAUCAGGUCUGUAUUUUGAAUGAUGAUCUCAGUGUUCAGCAGAAUUUUUUUAAUGUGGAUCCCCAUAUUAGUUGUAGCGAUUUAACCUUCUCCCUAGUUGAUAUGGAUUUAGCCUUAAGUAAGAAAAAAAGGUCGGCUGCGGGACAGAAUUGUAUUACUUUUGAGAUGCUUAAAAAUUUGUUUGAUGAGUGCAAACGUUUGUUGAUUGAAGAUCUUUGCUUUCAUUUUAACAAUAACUUUGUCAAGGCUGAUUCGAGAGUUAUACGCAUAGUUCCAUUCCUAAACCCAAUAGAGAUUUAAAUGAUA